Molecule: messenger RNA, 2640 nt
Organism: Diachasma alloeum
Lineage: Eukaryota; Metazoa; Arthropoda; Insecta; Hymenoptera; Braconidae
Product: short coiled-coil protein B
Exons: 4
Coding region: 279-707 (142 amino acids)
Cellular component (GO): trans-Golgi network
Source: RefSeq, a predicted model, not a curated record
UGCUUCAGUUCUGCUACUUGACUGAUGGUGUCAUCGUUCCCCCAUAAAUAUUGUGACGUUUUGUAAAUAUUAAUCGUCUCCUCGGGUCAAUCGAAACGAUAAUUAUUGAUAAAGUUGUUGGAUUAACAUUCAGAAUGAUGAAUUUGUGUGAGUGAGCCGCUCCACAUUCAUAUAAAGAGGGAACAGAAUUUUCUCGUGAAUCGAUACAUUAGUCAUUCGCAAAGGUUUGAGUUAGUGCUCGCGAGUUUUAUUCCACUCGUCAAUUUAGUUGAGGAGAAAUGUCCACUUCGAUCAUGUCGAAUGCCAAGCUCCAGGACGAUAUGAGCAGUAUUCCGUUAGCGGACGAUGAUCCACAAGUGAUCAUCCCAGAGGAAGAUGUGCCUGACAACGACUCCCACAUAUCAGGUGCCUUCCGUCGUGGUCGUAGCAUGGAUUCCAUACCAUCGACUUUCACCAAUGGCAGCUGCAGUCCAAACAGUCUAGAUCCUGACGUGAGUCCCGACGAGCAGGAAGAGAAGGCCAGGCUAAUUUCCCAAGUCCUCGAGCUCCAGAACACCCUAGAUGAUUUGUCGCAGAGAGUUGACAGUGUGAAGGAGGAAAAUCUCAAAUUGCGGAGUGAAAACCAGGUGCUGGGACAGUACAUCGAGAACCUCAUGUCUGCAUCGAGUGUGUUCCAAUCGACGAGUCCCAAAUCCAAAAAGAAGUAAGCUUCGUAUUUUCGGUUUUAUGCUUGACACUGAUCGAGUACUGGAUUUAGUAAUUCUAGGGUUUCUCAGAUCCUCAAUGCUUUUUCUUAAUUUUAUAUGAGAGUAAAAAGGUUCUGUAGCAGUCUUUGACAAUCUACAACAACAUUAUGGAGAGAAAUAUUGUUGAAUCAGGCAUUUAGAUCCAUCUUGAGUUGAGAAUACGAAAAAGGGAAUAUCCUUCGAGAACAAAUCUCAAAAAUAAUACACCAGGGAGUAUUAUCUUUCAAACUUUAUCCAGGUGUUUUCCUUUUAAUUUUUGUAAUCUCCAAAAAUUAUGCGUGGACAUUUGUGAAGAGCCUUUUUGAUGCAUAUUGAGUAAUAGUUCAAUAGGAAGAAAAUUUAGAAUACAUAAUUCAUCGUUGCAAUUGUCUAUUGCACUUAUUUCCCAAUAUUAAUUAAAAAUACUCUUUGAGAAUGUUCAGCUUUCAUUCCAUAUAUAAUUCUGGAGAACUAUGUGAUGUAAGACCGAAUUGCAGUUAGAAAAUCUUCGACAUCACCAAAAAUAAAACAAACACUCAAGAAAACGUUCGAGAGAUAAUACGGCCGAGUUUGAAUUCAAGAAUAUUUUUCAUUCCAUGAUCAGAUAUUAGAAUCUAAUACUAAAAUUAGAUAAUGAGCAUUGCAUAUGCUUUCGACGAGUAAGUUCAUAGAACUCAGCAACUGAUUUAACGAGAAUUAUGUUUUAUGGGGCCUCAAUCACCAAAGAACGCAAUUUAUAAUUUAAUCGUCUGGGAACUUCCUUACUCCUAAGAGUUUACGAAGGCUUGAUAGUUCAUUGAUAGUUCAUUGAUAAAUAAUUUAUAUUUAAACUUCAUAAUCCCAGACUCUCGGAAUCAAUCAUUUUUACAUGAAUAAUUGAUGUAAUUCCUUUGAAUUAAUGAGGAAACGAGGAGAGCUGUGCUUAAACAAUUCUGUUGAUUCAAACCUUAAUUACAUGACAGAUAGCGAUGAGUGAAAAUGAUCGAAGUAGUACAAUCACCGCCGAGUGCUGGUGAAAGAUGAAAAUUAAUGAGAGAUUAAAUAUUCAAGCACGAGCUUCGCUUACAGUACUUGUUGUACAGAAGAGAGAAAUGAAUUAUAUUAGAUAUAAUUGUCAUAUGAGAACUUAUAUAUUGCAUAUAUAGAAAGUAACUUCUGUUAUGUCUAAUGAGAGAGAGGGGGAUGACAAAAAUGUUUGACGAUAUAUUUCGCUCUUUCUUAUACAUAUUAUUUGCUGCUUAUUCGUGUGUACGUGGAUACAGACAACUGAUGACUUGAGAUGAUGAUCUAAUACGAGUAUCAUAAUGUAACUUGCUAAUCGUGAAGUGGAGACUCACGAGCACAAGCACAAUGACUGCACAAUUCUAAGAUGAUUCCAUUGUUAAGUCACGGUAUGAUAAUAAAUAUUGAAAACUAAAAGCUGAAUUUUUUUGUGAACCAAUGGUGAAUAGAUUCAGAAUACUCUAUUGAUGUCCAAUAACUAGGAACUGAAUUGCUUUUUGUCCCCAUGCGGUUUUUGGCCCUGCUUUUGGCCUCCCAUUCUUCUUUAUCCCAAUCCACCAGCCCUCAGCUGCAUAUUUGUGGGAUCUGAAUGCCUCGUAUGAACCGAUACUCCACUGCUCCCAUUCUGUGGUGUCUUUGUGCUCUUUUAACUGAAAGUCAGUAAUUUUUUCAUUCUUUUAUUUUAAUUUUUAUUGAGGUUUGGGGGACAUUACCUCACCGUAGAGGUGUCCUUUUUUGUUGAACGCUAGAAAAUGACCGGUUUCCGGAUUUUGUAUUCUAAUUACUCCGAAGGAUACUGAUGAUACAUUGAAUAAUGCUGAAACAAACCCGAACGAUUUAUCUUCAUGAGUUGAGAAUGCAAAAAUCCUCAAUACAAAAGUGAGAAUUAAUUCGAUGGAGACUUAUCAAUUUA